GAUACGCGCGAAGGAAACUCGCAGCGCAGCAGAUCCCAGCGCGGAGCUCCCGCAGCACACCACACCCCAAAACAGGGAGAGCCUUGUGCCCCUCUCGCAGCAAGGCGAGACCCCGUGCAGCGCGGGCGAGUCAGACGCCGCCCGUGAAGUCAGGGCGAGCAAGGAGCAGCCUCAACACGCCGCGCGGCCGAUCCAGGAGCCAAAGCCAGCAUGUCGGGCCCGCCCCGCGGCUAUCCUUAUGGAUACGCCCCACCGGGCUACUACGCGGCGCCGCCGGGCUACGUCCUCGCGCCGCCGCCGGCCUACGCGCCGCCGCCGCCGCGCGUCGUCGUGCGCCAGACGCCGACGGCGAAUGUGGUACAUGUACCACCCCCGAGACCGUCGGGCGACCCCCUGCGCGCGAGCCUCGAAAAGAAUUCGAGGCCCUUCUUCUGGACCCAAGAUGAAGAACAGAAUCUGCGGGCUCUUGUAGGCGCUUUAGGGACGUCGCAAUGGGCCACAGUUGCGGAGCGACUCGGUACGAAACGAUCCGCCGCAGCGGUGGAACAAAGGUGGCGCGAGCACCACGCUCGCUUGCAAGGUUCCAGACCACCAGCACCUCGAGUCAUCGUGCGCGGUUCGACAGGACAGCCGUCGAGGUGGUCCGCCGGCGAGGACGCCCUCCUGAAGCAAUUGGUGAACGAAAACGGCAUUGGGAAAUGGGAGCUCAUCUCCCGAAGGUUGGGGACGAACCGGCACCCGCAGGACGUGGAGAGGCGGUGGCGCGAGUCCUUUGCUGCCGCUGCUCCUCGCAGUGCGCCUCGCCGGAAGCAGUCCGGUACAUCAGUACCUCAAGUUGAUGGGGUGCUGCAGGCCGGUUUAGAUGUCGCAAGGGGCGAGUUUGAUGUAACAAAACCGACAAGAGGUACUGAUACUGAUGCCAACAAGCUCGCGCACGUCCUUAUUAGAUUAGAUGAUGCUCUCACCGAUUUGGCGAAGGACAGCCACGCUUUGCUCGUGCGGCGCGACGAGGCGGCGCGCAAAAAGCUUGAAUGUAUUAAAAAGCUCGAGGAGGCGCAUCAAUGUCAAAAAGCUGAACUGAUAUUGGCGCAGUCGCGCGUGAAUGAAGAAGGAGGCCAGGCCGUGCUCGACGCGGUGGAUGCGCACUGGGCGCGCGUGUAUCGGAGCCACUCUCGUAGACUGGAGACGGCGCGCGCCGACCUGGCGCGCGUGGAAGAUGCUCUGGUGGAUGCUUUAGGCAAGAUGGAGGGUGGUGGGAAGGUCGGCUCCAAGGCCGUGUAUUUACUCCCGAAGCCGGCGCCGGCGCCCCGCUCCAACGGUCUUCCGCCGGCGAAGCGGGCGCGAUCGGACGAGGUGGUGUUCCUCGGGACGCGCGCGGCCGCCGUGUGA
Pelagomonas calceolata is the source of this 1389-nucleotide messenger RNA. Lineage: Eukaryota; Pelagophyceae; Pelagomonadales; Pelagomonadaceae. The record is from the annotation of a GenBank genome assembly.